This is a messenger RNA of Maylandia zebra (zebra mbuna), 1034 nucleotides long. NCBI's taxonomy places the organism in Eukaryota, Metazoa, Chordata, Actinopteri, Cichliformes, Cichlidae. The record is from RefSeq and is a predicted model, not a curated record.
AUGAAUAAGAGCGUGCCGGCACCUGAGGUUGUGGUUGUGUGUGGGGCUGCAGCUGGAAAGCUGCGACCGAAUGUUUUCUCUGACUCGUUUCUGUUCCUCAUCCUCAGAUUUAACUCUGAUAAAUGGGAAGCUCUUCCAGCCUGCAUCCAGACGCCUUUCCAUUCCUGCAACAUAUCAGCGGUUGGGCCGCGCGACACUAACGACUCGCCCGAGAACAGCUGCGUGACGCUGCGUGUGCGGGCCGAGAGACGGGGGCUGAGAUCUGAGGGUGUUAACGCCUGCAGCAGAUACGGUGACGUCUGCACGCCUCCGUUAAGCAUUUUGACCCGGCCUGGAUCACUCACCGUAUUCCUUAACGAUGACCACGAGCUGGCGAAGGAACACGACAGCAAUGCCAAGCACAUGAUUUACUUUGGCAGAGAGGGAGAGAGUCCUCUGCAGGAGUAUGAAGACACCAUAGCCUCCAUGACCAUUGAAGACCUGGAGGAGGGGCAGCGGUACUGUGUUCAGGUGGCCUAUACGGUCCACGGGGACCUCGUGGAACCACGCAGCUGCAUCCAGUGUGAGGUCAUCCCUGCAUCAGAACACGUGAACAGGACGCCGAUGAUCGUGGGGCUGCUCGUCGGCAUCGUGGUCCUCGCCAUUCUUGCAUUGGGAUACCUCGGGUUUUUCCAAACUGAGAAAAUCAAACGCUGCCUACACUAACCAUGGUAUGCCUCACCGAUGCAGUGAGAGUCGUGUUUCCCAGGCUGCUAAUGGUGACAUCCAGAAGCCUUCAGCAGGCAGCAGGUAGAGGACAUUCAAGAAGCUGUGCUGCUGUCCAAGACGACGUCUUACUUCUUAAACCUAAACACACAAACUUCUCAAAACAGAGUCUGAUGGAGGACUUUAUUAUGGCAGAGCUUGUGUGUUUCCUACAAACUGGACUAUCAGAUGAAUGAGUUUUCGGAUUAUUUUCGUGGGCUGCUGGGAUGUAUGCGUGUGGACCGUGAUGAGGGGAAAACAAGAUUUCUGAAGUGACGUAAUAGGAUAGG